GCGACACUCAAUUAUUUAAAAUUGUUCUUGGAGAAAAGAUUACAGUCAAAGAUCAUUUAAUCCCUUAUGAAAAUUUUGAUGUUGCAUUUCUCAAAUACUACAUCUAUGAGGAGAGAAAAGAUGUUAUUAGUAACUUUAAAAUGGAUCUUUGGAAGGUUGAGAUUGUGGAAACUAAUGAAAUCAGAGAAAAACUUCAAAAUAUUGAAACUGACGUUCAAAGAGAAUUCGGAGGUUUUAAGUUGCUUGAAACUCGUUUGAUUAAUAGUAUAUUCAUAAAUGACCCUCCAAAGGAGCGCAUCCAUAUCAUCGUGCAACCACUCUCCACCACUGGAAAAAGAAAACUAGAAGGAACAGACGAGAAAAAUGAAGGCCAAGAAAGUAAAAAAGUGAAACUAGUGGCAACUGCUAAUAAAAUCAUGGAGGGUAUAAUGAAACUUUCCGAUACUUGUGAAGUUUACUCAGACCCGAAAAAUUUCCUUUUAUUACCUUUCCCAUAUCCCGGUGAAGUUAAACCAGUAGAUAGGUUUGCUAUUAAUGAUGAUGGCUUUUUCACCUUCAUGGGAAGAAAGAAAUUCAGUGAUGUUUUAAGUGAAAUCAUCACUUUAAAAGCUGGUACCGGUUAUAUGAAAAUGUUUAUUUAUGGCACGGUUGGGUAUGGAAAAUCUCACAUUCUCACAGCAAUAGCUUGCUUUCUUCUCCGGAGCGGAAAGCGUGUUGUAUAUCUUCCCGAUUGUCGUGAACUGGCUGUAGACCCAAUAAAAUACGUUAAAUCAGCCUUAUUUCUCACCUACGUGAAUGAUGAUGCGAAAAUAAACGAAAUUAAUACCUUUAAAAGUUUUGAUCAAAUUAUAGAAUUUUGUUAUUCAUUAGUUGAAAAGUUAUAUUUUAUU
Molecule: messenger RNA, 890 nt
Organism: Diversispora eburnea
Lineage: Eukaryota; Fungi; Glomeromycota; Glomeromycetes; Diversisporales; Diversisporaceae
Source: the annotation of a GenBank genome assembly